AUGAAGAGUGGACGGAGGCCACCUAGUCUCGCUCUCUGUGGAGCAGAGGUUAAUAUCACUUUUCGACCGACAAGCUUAUGUCGCCUCUUAGAGCCGGUUGUGCCGUUUGAUUCCAGAAGCCGGUUUGCUUCACAGUAUGUGUGGGGAAUGAGUCCUGGCACAGUGGAUCCUCCCAUCCUGACGAUCACUAGGUUAUCUUCUCAUCCGCCACCCAGCGUGCCAAUCAUGAUUCCCUCUGUGACGCAUGGAAUUGGAGAUCGUCAGUGUCUCAGACGAGCUGGAGACUGUGCGCGGGUCAUAAAGUGCCGGGUCAGACUUAACAGACUUGACUCGCGGGACAAGGGCUCAAACCGUUGCACGAUCGGCGGGCGGGUGAAAAGCAACCAGAAGAUGACCGCGGAUUUUUCCCGUCCGAGAGUUUCACCAUGCGAUCCAUGA
Aspergillus niger is the source of this 438-nucleotide messenger RNA. RefSeq lists its product as hypothetical. The record is from RefSeq and is a predicted model, not a curated record. The transcript is spliced from 2 exons. Lineage: Eukaryota; Fungi; Ascomycota; Eurotiomycetes; Eurotiales; Aspergillaceae. Bases 1 to 438 code for a protein of 145 amino acids.